CUUCCAACGUGUCACAAGUUUUGGUGGAUUACCCUAGAUCUGUCCAGCAUCAAGUGUUGAAGAACCAUCCGUCCUCUCCACUCUCCACAGUAUCCUGCCGCGAGAACACGGGACUCCAAGAACACACUCUGAUUCCAAAAGAACGCCAACUAAACAUACUUUCAAGAUCUUCCCAAUCAACCGUGCCUUUCUCUAAGAUGAAUUCUCGCCGCUCAGAAGAGUCCAGCAUGCUGUUCUACUGCAUAUGGCCAACGUUGCUUUUGAUGACAUCCCUGCUGUGUAACGGGUCCGGUACCGACGCGGCAACCACCGCGGGCGGGUCCACGGGAUGUGCGUCCUGUGGCACCCCACCGCUGGAGAAGGAAUCCGAGGAGCGGCUCAUGGUUGAAAUCGCCAAGCAGCACAUUCUGAAGAAGCUGCACCUGAAAGAGAGACCAAAUAUUACACACACGGUGCCGCGCGCAGCACUCCUCACAGCGCUCCGCAAACUGCACGCGGGGCGAGUGAGACCGGAUGGCACACUUGAGCUUGAAAACAGUUCGACUUAUACAAAAGAUCUAGGAUAUGAAAUAGUGAGCUUUGCGGAUUUCGAUGACUUGGGUAGCAGUGCCACCUCCCAGCCAGAGUUGACCUUCCAGUUCCUGCAGCAGCAAGGCCAGAGGCUCCAGGUGCUCCAGUCCUCUCUGUGGCUGUACGUCCGCUCCUCCCAGACCCCCCACAGCGAAGCCCGCGUCUCCGCUCAGGUCUUCCUCUCGGGGGAGGGCGCCUCCAACCGCACCCUGGUCCUCCAGAAGCUGCUGGAGGUUCAGAAGGGGAACUGGCACACCUUCCCCCUGACACAGACCUUGCAGGCCUUCCUGGACAGGGGCCAGGGACACCUGCGGCUGGAGGUGACCUGCGACGAGGACGGCAGGAACCUGUGCUCCCUGGGGGGCGCCGCGGACGCCUUGCACCAACCAUUCCUGGUGGCGCAGGUGCGUCUCCGUGACGACGAGUCGAAGCACGUCCUCAGCAAGCGCUCGCUGCGCUGCGGCGAAGACUCCAGCAUCUGCUGCAAGAAGGACUUCUACAUCAAGUUCAAGGACAUCCAGUGGCAGGACUGGAUCAUCGCUCCAGAGGGCUACCACAUGAACUACUGCAUGGGUCAGUGUCCUCAGCUGUACUCGGGCUCCCCCGGGAUCGCCUCGUCCCUCCACGCCACUGUGUUCAGCCAGCUGAAGGCCAACGGCAUCAACACGGCCGUGUCGUCGUGCUGCGUGCCUAUCAAGCGCGCGCCCCUCUCCAUGGUGUACUUCGACACGCAGCACAGCAUCGUGAAGAAAGACAUGCCCGACAUGAUCGUGGAGGCCUGCGGGUGCACAUAGGAGAGGAGGCCAAUCAGAGGAGGCCUGCGGGUGCACAUAGGAGAGGGGGCCAAUCAAAGGAGGCCUGCGGGUGCACAUAGGAGAGGAGGCCAAUCAGAGGAGGCCUGCGGGUGCACAUAGGAGAGGAGGCCAA
Molecule: messenger RNA, 1497 nt
Organism: Osmerus eperlanus (European smelt)
Lineage: Eukaryota; Metazoa; Chordata; Actinopteri; Osmeriformes; Osmeridae
Product: inhibin beta B chain
Exons: 2
Coding region: 198-1364 (388 amino acids)
Cellular component (GO): extracellular region
Molecular function (GO): hormone activity; growth factor activity; cytokine activity
Source: RefSeq, a predicted model, not a curated record